AUGCAAAACCAGCUGCUCAGAAUGUUCAGCUCACCUUUCUGCCAGGUUCUUAUGGCCUUCGCUAUAUAUGCGAAGGAGUUCGUGGUACAGGUUGAGAAGGGCCCUUCGCUGCCCCCUUCGCUGCCGCCUCGCCGCCAGGAGGGAUGCUCAAUCUCGCAGCUGGAGAUGCAAAUUGUGUGGCCGGUGAGAUCCCGAAGACGUCGGCCUUCCACCACCCCUUCGCCGCCCCUCGAGGGCAUCGCCAUGUUGGUGGCCUGGCUGUCAAUCGUGACAGUGCAGCGGGCAAAGUCGAAACCCUUGACUGGGUACAAAUCCGGGGACGAAGAUGUUGAGGACGAAGAUGUUGAGGACGAAGAUGUUGAGGACGAAGAUGCUGAGGGCGAAGAUGUUGGAGACGGAGAUGCUUCCACCUCGGAUUCCGUCACGAUUCCACGCAGCCGUCGCCGCGGCACUACGUCCAACGCGUCCGGCGAAGAGGUCGAGGACGGCGUCGCGGCCAAGGACGCUUAUCGCAAGGGGCGUAGCCCAGAAGAUAUGUGGGAGGAGAUCUCCUUCAUUCCCCCUGACAUGGAAGAAUCCAUCCAGGCCGAGAUCAAGAAACGGCUUGAGCUCCAGGAGCAUCCUCCGUAUGGCAAACUCAUCUUUUCCAAGUUGUUGUCCAUGACACGGUCUGAGCAGUCGGCUACAGUGAAUAUGGUGAAGGAGAAGGCGGACAAAAACCUUGAUUCGGUCAUUGACAAGGCCCUCUUCGAAUCCGACAAGCACGUACAGAUCCCUCUACUCCAGUUGUGA
Messenger RNA from Thermothielavioides terrestris NRRL 8126, 792 nucleotides. RefSeq lists its product as uncharacterized. The record is from RefSeq and is a predicted model, not a curated record. Lineage: Eukaryota; Fungi; Ascomycota; Sordariomycetes; Sordariales; Chaetomiaceae. The transcript is spliced from 5 exons. Bases 1 to 792 code for a protein of 263 amino acids.